AUGGUCGACUUCAAUCAACUUGUGGCAGAGUGCAAUGUGCCACCAGCAGUAGCAUCCUUGCUCUCGGCUUUUGACAUUGCCUUGUUUGCCCGGUCCUGCACCACUUCGGCAGAGCUUGAAGAGUUGGUGAACCACUUUUUGGCCGAAGCCUCAGUCACGGAGGCCGCCGAGCGAUUCAUCACCAAAGCCUCUUUGCGCUUACUCUUCUGCAAGUGUCGACAGUCAGAGGGCAUGUCAUCUCUCGAAGACGCUCACAAGCCCAGCACCCCGCUUGGAGACGGGCCGGCAGCCGCAACCCCGGCUCCUUCAGCCACUCCCCCGCUUUCUAGCUCUUGGCAGGAGGCUUGGCCCGCAAAGCUCAGUGGCGAGCGGACGGCGGCGCUUAGGAAGAGCGCCCGCUUACUGGCCCUCACUAACAAGAUGCUUUCCGACAAGGAGGUGCGAUGGAUACCUUGGAAGUAUCGCUUAAGCGCCAGGGCGCAGGAAGACAGUCUCCUCCUUUUGUCACUGGCGGCCAAUGCCAUAGCGCUUUGCCAAGGCGCGCACCUGGGCUCUCUGAAGCUUUACAAUAAACGCUUCAUGAGGAUCUGCUUCACCAAAUACGAGGCAGCCGCCAGCCUACGGGGACCCACUACCAUGGAAGCUCAGGCCGCCGAUCGCCGCUGUUGGGAAAUCAUUUCCGACUUAGUCAAUGUGCACCAUUGGAAGCUGGAUGACGCGCUUCACGAGGUGGCCGAGGUGCGAUCGGAUCUGCACAGCUUGCUCGCGCCGAGGCCCUUCAUCCCCAAGCCCAAGUUCGACCCAGACAACAGCUGGAAAUCCCGCUUCACGGGCAACGGACGCGGUGGCAAAGGCGGCGGCCGCGGCGGCAAAGGUCGCGAUGGCAAAGGUGAAAAAGGCGAGCGCUUUGAACGGGGUGGCAAAGGCGGCAAGGGCAAGGACAACAAGCAAGUACCAGAGCGGGCAAUGCAAGGACCCGGCUACCUGCCGUUACUUGCACAGAUGCGCAGUGCCCAAGAGUGCUCUGCAGGGGCCACCUCGACACUGCCCAAGGCAAGUGCCCCGGUGUCCUGUGCAGCUUCUGCACUCAGUGAAGGUUCUCUCGACUUCGCUACAUGCUUGGAGCUUCUAGCGCAGUACUUUUCCACUCCCGUCACUUCUUCUUCUCACUGCCCCGACACCGCCAUUGCAGCUUCUGAGGCAUAUUUCAAUUUGGGUGCUUUUGCCUUUGACAAUGGUACAAGGUCGGGCAUCUUUCAGCGCACAGAACAGUUUUCCGACGUUCUCCGAUUCUUGAACGCUUUUAUGCAGCUUCAGUUUCCAGAAGCUUCUUGGAGCUCCCUCUGUGUCAGCCACAAUGUUCACGCCCGCUUGCAUACAGAUGCUGGCAAUGCUGCAGGGACCCUCGAUCAUACAGUUUCACUCGGUAACUUCAGCGGAGGUGAGGUCUGGCUUUGCCCCGCUUUGGACCCGGAGGCGCCGCAAGUCCCGGCACCCUUGGAUGCUUCAUCUGAGGCGCAGAGUGCAACAAGCGCCGGACAAGGUGAGUUGCGGGAUACCUGGCAUGCGCCGCUCUCCUUCAGCUGUGAAUCGCUUCACUGUACGAUGCCAAUUCAAGGCGACAGGUGGGUCCUGACUGCCUAUACUUGCAAGAACUUGGACCACUUCGAUGCAAAGUCACUUGCACACUUGCGGUCAUUGGGCUUCCCACUCCCAUCGGCAACCCCAGUUAAUCCUCAGCCAAUAUCGCCCCCGCUCAAGGACACAACAUGCGUUGAGCUUUUCCUGGACAUAUGCUGUGGGGCGGCCCGCCCACUUACUACGGCGAUGUCAUCAUGUGGCGUCACUUGUUUGCCCAUUGAUCUGCUUGGCGAGGAGCAACUGGACCUGCUGAACGACGACACUUACGACCACCUCCUGCGGCUGUGUUUUUCCGGGAUUGUCCGCUUGGCUCACGGAUCCCCGCCCUGCAAGGAGUACUCCCGCUUGAAGCUUCGUCCAGGUGGCCCCCCGGCUAUUCGGUCUCCGGAUCAUUUGAAUGGCCUACCAGGGAACACCGCUUCGCAACAAGCCAGGGUACACAGCAGCCAGAAGCUUUUAUACCGCUGUGUCUGCCUGCUCCGAGCUGCCUUUGGUUCAGGUGCACAUGUGUCCCUGGAGCAGCCCACCAACGCUAUGUCUUGGCUGGAACCUUUUGUUCAGGAUAUGCUUUCUGAGAUACAAGCUUCACUGGUCAACAUCCCGGCGUGCUCAGUGGGCCAGGACAUAGCUAAGUCUUGGCUGUUCGCUUGCAGCUACAGUGAAUUCCGCUGUCUGGCAGGUACAUGCGUACAUGAAGGGGGCCACCAGUCUGUCGCAGGUGCCAGGGACGAGCACGGCAAUUUCUUGUCUCAAAGGACGGCAGAAUAUCCGUCCCAGCUUGCCGGGCGCUUCUCCGAAAAGGCAGUGAACCUGUUUUCUUCAUCCAGACCUUCAUACCCGGUUGCUCCCUGCUCCUUGAACUUUGCACUUGCCUCUAUUCCCAAAAAGCCACGCUCUGCAACGCCCACAGCCGCACAGGAUGGCGGGGGCAUCUACUCUUUGCCGGACUGGUCUCUUGGCCCAAGGUACCAAUCCGACAGCUUACACGACCUGCGGAAGGAGUGGCAAUCCUGGCUGCUUGGGAAUAGAACUCCUCUUCGGCUUCAGCAACAUGUCGCCGAAGCCAGCAAUAAACCACUUUUCUCAGCGGAAGAAACAGAGUGGCUUCGGUCGUCCUUCAAGCGCUUUUCUGAUUCACACUCUCCUUGCCAGGAUUGGAAUUUCUCGGUGAAGGAGGGCCAGCCAUACUGCCUGUCUGCGCUGGAACGCUUAAGCACUAUGUUAGGCGACAAAGACACCUGUCUCUUCCCCGCUUUACAAAAAGGGGUUCCCACUGGCUUUGACGGCGACAUCCCUCGCAGCCACACCCUGCGGCCUCGCGACUCGGGCAACUCAGAUGAAACCACUGACCUGCUUGUCUGUGAAGGCAGCUGGCAGGGAGCUGAGGCAGAUCCCGCAUUGCUUCAGGAGUUGAUUGAGGAGGAAGUUUCAGCCGGCUACAUAGAGGAAGUUCCCAACUUGGAGGCCGCUUAUGAGAGGUGGGGUCGAGAACGUGUUGCAGUUGGUCGCGUGAACAUUGUCAAGGCUCCAGGUCGCGCUCCCCGCUUGGUGAUAGACAACAGUAUUUGCAACACGAACCAGAACUGCCACGUGGAGGAAUGUCUGCGGCAUCGCCUGGUCAGCCGCAAACAGCUUGACAAACUUCUUGGAAUCCACGCCUACCUGGACGAUAAGCUUCGCUUCACGGGCAGCCCUCCGAGCACCAGCAUCUCUCCAGGCUCAACUUUGCUUUCAGCUCGGCACAAAGCUUUGCGUAGUAAGGACGACCUGGCAUCAGUUCCGGUAAGUACGAAGCGCAUGUGGCUUCGUAUCACAGACCCUACUUCCUCGAAGCGGCGCUUAUCUGAGUCCAGCAGGGAAACACUUGCCUUCUUCGCCCACUUGAGCUCCAGGGAGUGGCGGCCAAGGCCAUUACGACCACCACCUACAAGUGCGGUGGAGUCUGCCGCAGAUGCUUUCGGUAAAGGCAACGAUUGCGGCGUCGGAGGGUGGCUCCUCCUCCCAUGUGGCCGCUUACUCUGGUUCGCUCAUCGCUACGCUGUCAAAGACUUCCUCGACUUAGGUCUGCCAAUGCAACCCGAUGCCAACUUGGACAUCUCCAGCUACGAGACUCUGGCACAGUGCUUUGUGCUUCUAGCUUUUUGGAAAGCCCAUGGCUCCGGUCGCUUGGCUUUGACAUUACCAGCUUUGAGCGACAAUAGUGGUGCUGAGUCGGUGUAUAACAAACUUUACACCUCUAAAGUACCACUUACUCUUUUUGUUCGCAAGCUUUCAAUGUGGAGCUCUAUUACCGGUGUCACUCUGGAUUGCAGCCACAUCGCUGGCGAGAAGAACGACGACGCAGACCUGCUUUCUCGUUGGGAUGGCUCCACAGAACUUCCCGACAAGUUCCUCACGUCAAAUCGCAUCGAGCUCUCGCUUUCUGAGUUCUGGCUGAUACGCUUUCAAGUGACACUUUUUCCCGCUGACACAUUUUUAAAAUGGCAGCUUCCGUCAGCUGACAGCUUGGGCCCAACAAACCGUGGUUCCAAGAAGCGCAAGUAG
This is a messenger RNA of Symbiodinium sp. CCMP2592, 4185 nucleotides long. NCBI's taxonomy places the organism in Eukaryota, Dinophyceae, Suessiales, Symbiodiniaceae. The record is from the annotation of a GenBank genome assembly.